This is a messenger RNA of Peronospora matthiolae, 942 nucleotides long. Lineage: Eukaryota; Oomycota; Peronosporomycetes; Peronosporales; Peronosporaceae. The record is from the annotation of a GenBank genome assembly.
AUGGCGGCUAAGUACGGCCUAAUGCUACAUCAGAUGGACGUCAAGACAGCGUUUCUUAACGGCUCCCUCAACGAAGACAUCUACAUGGACCAGCCGGACGGAUACCUGGAUACAACACAGCCGGACUAUGUGUGCAAGCUAAAGAGAUCACUCUACGGCUUGAAGCAAUCGCCUCGCAUGUGGAACCAAACAAUCGAUGGGUUCAUGAUCAAGAUGGGAUUCAAGAAGUGCGAAUCGGACCACUGCAUCUACAUCAAGCGAGACGACCAAGACAUGAUUCUCGUGGUGCUCUACGUCGAUGAUCUCAUCCUGGCCAGCAGCAACAACGAACUCCUCAAGUCAACCAAGAUAGCGCUGAGCAAACGCUUCGAAAUGACGGAUCUCGGUGAGCUCGAUUACUUUCUCGGCAUGGAGAUCAAGAACGACCGUAAGACGGGAAUGGUGACUGUACAACAAACCAAGUUUCUCAAGUCCGUGUUAACCAAGUUCGGAAUGGAUAACAGCAAGCCAGUGAAGACGCCUCAAGAUCCCGGCCUGAAGCUAACCAAGAACAUGUGUGAACAAGAAUGCAAGCACGAAGACACCAUGUGCAACGUGCCAUAUCGAAGUGCUGUCGGAGGCAUCAUGUAUCUCAUGGUCGCCACACGUCCGGAUCUAGCUGCUGCAGUGGGAUCAUUAUCCCAGUUCUCGUCCGACCCAUGCCCGACUCACUGGCAAGCUUUGAAGCGUGUGCUGAGAUACCUGCAAGCAACGCCCAAUCAUGGUCUUGAGUUUACACGUGAAGAAGGAAGCCGUAUCUGCGGGUACACCGACGCAGACUGGGCCGGCGACAUUGAGUCAAGACGAAGUACAAGCUGUUGCAUUGUAGAUCGGAGCGGAGAGACCGAAGAGAGUAGAGCAGAAAAUACUUGCCCAAUAGUUGGAAGAUUCGAAAGUGAUUGA